Trypanosoma theileri is the source of this 2505-nucleotide messenger RNA. RefSeq lists its product as uncharacterized. The record is from RefSeq and is a predicted model, not a curated record. NCBI's taxonomy places the organism in Eukaryota, Euglenozoa, Kinetoplastea, Trypanosomatida, Trypanosomatidae. The transcript has a single exon. Bases 1 to 2505 code for a protein of 834 amino acids.
AUGAGCUCCAUCUUCUCAGAGCUCCGCCGCUCAGAGAGACUACUGCCGGUGGAAGACAACGCCUCAUUUCAGCGCAUCUCCUCUUGGCAGCCACUCUUUGUGGACCCCAAACAACAAUCCGCACUCUACGAACAUGUUACAUUUUUUAGAAGCAAUAAACAAAAGAACUCAAAGUGGAUGCACACAGUGCGAUCGUCUCGUGUAUCGACACGUCAAGUUCCAUUCAUCUCUCUUGCAGUAACGAAACAUAAUACUAACACCAAUGCCCAUACCACUAGUAGUAGUAAUAGUAAUACUCGAUCUGCUAAAACAAUAGAGGAGGAAAAGACUGGAAUAACAGGAACAAUAAUGGAUGAUAAUAAUGAUUAUGAAAAUACUAAUGACAUGCCGCGAUUACAUGUAUGCCAUCAGCUUUUAGCGGCGUUAGCACCAUAUGAGACUCUUAUGUGUCCUACACUUCUUUUCAGUCCUUUUAGACCAUCGUUUGCCAAACGGAUGUCACUAGUCGCAGCACAACUCUCUCUUCCGGCACAUGAGGUGUUUCUCUUUGUCUCUAUGAUGUUAGUAUACUUGGAUGUAACACUCUCGAUAACAGAACCAAAACCACUAAGCUUUCAGGAACUCACAGACACACUAAAUGAACGGUUUAUGGAUGAUUUUAAGACCUUAGGAGAUAAAGAGGAAGAUGAUAAGAAAAAGAAUGAAGAUCCACGACAAAAAUCAUUUAUUACAUUAUUACGAAGAUCCAUUGAGUUAUGGAAAGAACGACGGGAAGCAACUGUGACGGCAUUUUCACCAUUAGGAACUCUUGCAACAGCACUCUGUUUGCGUGAUAUUCACGACACAACCUAUCAUGCAUUUGUACCUUGCGCCCCUCGUGGGACUAAACGGUCUGAACACCCAUUUAAACUUCCACCAUUACCAGAUGAUGUCCUUGUUUCUCGAUUUGUUCCAGCAUGGGAGAAUAUUCUACAUGCUGCACGUCGUGAUGUUUCAGUAUUGGCUACAUUGCAACAACACUUAUUAAAGCAAUUACGAAAUCCAGCAGAUAGUCUCUCACACAUGCAGCAUCCUACAAUGGGUGGUAAUAUCUUUACAUCCCUCAACAUCCUACCUCAUAGCAAAGAGGAAUUGGCAGAUAUUGUCUGCCGUCUCGGUUCCUCUCUUUGGUUUUCAUCCGCUUUUGCAAAAAGUAUAGUGCUAUCCAAAGCACAACUGCAGUUUGUUUCCAAGACUAUACAGGAUGAAUUUUUUGCGACAUCACUGCGUUUACGUCACCGCGGUGUACAGGAGAUGCGUGUGCGGCGUAUGAACUUAACGGAUCUCGCGUUAACCGUCAUACAAGACGAUGGACGAGAGGCGGAAGUGGGACGCCCUGCAGGGUUUGUAAAGGGACGUACAGCAAUGGGUGAUACUGGUGUAAACACAGAUGAUGUCUUUGACAAGAGUAGUGAUAAUAACAAAAGUAAAGGUAAUUUGCCUUUGUGGGUGGUGGCGGAAAGUGGUCUUGAUGUUUUUCAGACAUUUGUACAACAUUUACUCAAGAGUGGGAAACCCACCACUUCUCUGAUGUUGACAGCAUCUCAGACUAAUGACAAUAGUACCACCAACAAAGAAAAAGAUGAAGAAGGAAAGAAAAAUAAGAUGGAGAAGAAGGAGGAACAGCAGUUUAUUCUCUUAACACGCGCAGAGGAGGGAGUUCUACAUCGUAUCUUCCAAAGCCACCGGAAUGCCCUGCAGCUCGCGGGUUGUGGUAUUCAACAAUUAUUACUGCGAGUGGGGGAUGGUCAAACAUUUCUAAAGCGUGUCUGUGGUGCUCUCAUUCCGUGGGAUAUUUGGGACUGUUACGAUGAGGCCUCGCAGCGAUCGCAACUUCGACGGCCUGUGCGCAUUGUGAUGGCCGAUGCUCCACUGCCGCUGCCGGACGGUGUACUCCCAACACGAGUGACCCUGCGGGGCGUGCGUGGGAUGGUCCAACACUACUGGAAGGCACUUCUCACGGAGAGACGCCGCACGGCAUCUUCACGGCGUCCCGCCCUCACGAGCACCACACUUUUCCCGAUUGAUAAGUUGGUCGCGUUGUAUGUACUCCGACACCAUCCACAGUACUACACACGAAUGCGGGGAUGCGGUAUUGUGGAGGUGUGCGUGCAACAGAAACGAUGUCAAACAGGCAGUAGAACACAGUUUGCAACUCUAGGAGGUGAGGGGGAAACAACAACAACAUCCACAGCAACAACAACAGGAAGAGGAAGAGGAAGAAAAGAAGAAAUAGAAGAAGAAGAUGAUGAAAGUGGAAUGAUGAUGGGAACCACUUGUGAGUAUGCACCUACGCUUGCUAUUAUACAUCCCUGUGGUGGUGUGACGGUCUUUGCAUAUGAGGAUUGUUUCACUCCCGUUACAGGCACACUGAACCGACCACAAUUACUCGAUGAUGGCAAUGAGACAAUAGACACAACUUGGUGCUCGUCAGCACCCUCGCGGAAACGUGCCCACUCACCGUGA